AUGAGACUUUUAGGUAGUUUAAUUUUAACACUUUCUUUAAUUGCAUCAGCAUUUUCAAGUAGUGUACCAUUAACAUUAUGUAUGUCAGGUAGAGCACAAGGUACAGAAUCAUUAAAUAAAUCAGGGUCAUGUGAAUAUGGUGCUUAUAAUGGACCAACUGGACCUGGAACAUUGACAGCAACAUUGAAUGAAUAUUUCUAUUCCUCUGGUGUGAAAUGUGGUGAUUGUUUCGAAGUGUCAGGACCAAAGGGUAAAACAGUGGUUAGAGUCGUAAACUUUUGUUCAGCAGGUACAUGUCCAUCCGAGAGACCAUUGUUUAUGUUAACACCAGAUGCAUUCCAAGAGAUUUCCUCAGACCCAUUAUCGGUAGUAUACGAUGCAGGUUUUAGAAAGGUUAGUUGUGAUGCAUCGGGUCCAAUCAAAGCACAGGUUUCAGAAGACUCUUCAAAAUACUAUGUGAAACUAUUGAUUUUCAAUAAUGAAGUAGGCAUUCAAUCAGUCACUAUCAAAGGCAAAGAUAUGAGCGCCCCUGUCACAAUGGUCCGUCAAGGAAGUGCCCAAUUCGUUUGGAGUCAAGCUGGUAAAGAAAUGAUGUUCCCUGCAACCGUUGUGGUGUCAUCACAAUAUGGGGGCAGUGUUACAAUGACUAUGAAUUCCCUCUCUAUGGAUAUCUUGAAAUUCAGUGGUAAUUUCGUUGCACCAAAAUCAAGUAUAAUUAAAAAUGCACCAGCCUCAUGCUCAUUAUCCGCUAGUCCUUUGGCAAUCUACCAAAAUGGGUUGACUGAAGGUUGGAAUUAUUGGUCAUCACGUUCAUAUUCUCAAAUUAAUACAACCGAUUCUUCAUCACAUAGUGUUGGUUCAACUAAAUCUUUAUCAUUGGUUUUAAUGGGUUCAUCAUCUGCAUUGACAUUGGCUCGUUCUGGUGAUUUUGAAACCACCUAUUUCACUGGCAUUAAAUUCAAUAUGAAAGCAAAUACAACCAUGAGUGGUCUUCGUGUUUAUUUCCCAAAUGAACAAAAUAAAUAUUGGACUCCAUCAUCACCAAUUACAACCUCAUGGGCCACUUAUACAGUUCCAUUCACAUCUCUCCAACAUAAAACAAUUGAAUCUGCAUUCACUUUUGCCAAUACUGAAAAUAUUAAUGUUCAUAUUAACAUUGAUAAUAUUCAUUUCAUUGCUUCUCCAUCAUCUGUUACAACUGGUUAUGCUAAUGGUAAUGAAACUGCUAAUAGUGGUUUAGCAACUACUACUGUAGCCUCAGGUGGUAGUGGUGCUUCAGGUGUUGCAACUUCAAGUCAUACUGGUGUUUCAUCAUCAUCAUCAACUGCUUCAUCAACUGCUUCAUCAACUGCUUCAUCAAUUGCUUCAUCAACUGCCUCAUCAUCUGCCUCUUCAACUUCUGUCUCUUCAACAACUGCUGGUGGUAAAACAACUUCUGGAGGUAGUGGUAUUUCAACUAGUGGUAUUACCGGAAGUGGUGAUAGUAUGGCUGCCUCAACAUCAAAAACUACCUCAAAUCCAACUGGUAAAACCACUGGUAUGACUGGAUCAUCGAUUGAUCAUAGUGAAUCUCAUUCAUCUGAUGAACAUCAUUCAUCAUCCUCAAUCAUUAAAGCUUCAUUAUUAUUAGUAUCUGCUGCUUUAGCUUUUGCUUCACUUUAA
This is a messenger RNA of Dictyostelium discoideum AX4, 1662 nucleotides long. RefSeq names its product expansin-like protein (gene expl7). Gene Ontology annotation, cellular component: extracellular region. The record is from RefSeq and is a predicted model, not a curated record. NCBI's taxonomy places the organism in Eukaryota, Evosea, Eumycetozoa, Dictyosteliales, Dictyosteliaceae. The coding region runs from base 1 to 1662 and encodes 553 amino acids. The transcript has a single exon.